Messenger RNA from Suillus bovinus, 765 nucleotides. RefSeq lists its product as uncharacterized. The record is from RefSeq and is a predicted model, not a curated record. The transcript has 5 exons. Lineage: Eukaryota; Fungi; Basidiomycota; Agaricomycetes; Boletales; Suillaceae. The coding region runs from base 236 to 676 and encodes 146 amino acids.
GCUUCCUCAGGGGUGUAAUGAGCGGUAACAAAACUUGUUUUACUACAUUUCUCCUGCGUUUGCGAUUCCGAUUAAUGCAUGUCUGGUUCUAGACCCAGGGUUCGAAUGGCCUAGCCCUUGCCAUAAAUGCGAUACACUUUAUCCAUCUAAUCUGAUCUAACGUUCUAGUAGAGUCACAAAUUCAGGAGUCUGCGAAUGUAUAUCGGACAAAAAUAUUGCAUCAUCGCAGACCACAAUGCUUUCUACUCCCACAUUCAUAUCUCCUGCACUUGCCAGAGACUUACAAGAUUGCAGGAAGACUUGCCUGAAUAUACUCAUGGCAUUUCUAGCUCUUCAGUCGAUGUCAGGAUCCAAAGGUCUUUUAGUGGCUACCCUCACGCUGAUACUAUAUACCAUCAGUCUGCACAUCACUGCUAGCGCGCCGGGUGCCUCUCACCUCGGAGCAGUAAUUUUUGGAAUUUUGCAUGCAAUCCCAGCGGUCGGAAUUCUCGCCGUGACGUCAGUAGAAUUGGCGUUUGCGGCAAAAUCACCAGCAGUGGCUAUUUCUAUCAUCAUAUUUUGUUUCCUCCCUACGAUGAUUGCGAUUUCUCAGUACUUCCGUAUGCGGUACAUGGAGGCAAUGAUAGAUCAGCUCCCGAUGACCGUUCCCCGGGACCUCCCAUUAGAGCCGGCGUGAAUGAGGCUCAGUGAUAGUCAUUCCCCAUUGCAUGUUCCAAAUUAUCCCUUCCCGACUAGGAGGAUCAUAACGAAACAAUAGUGAUUUAU